Molecule: messenger RNA, 17886 nt
Organism: Chanos chanos (milkfish)
Lineage: Eukaryota; Metazoa; Chordata; Actinopteri; Gonorynchiformes; Chanidae
Gene: obscna
Product: obscurin, cytoskeletal calmodulin and titin-interacting RhoGEF a
Biological process (GO): protein phosphorylation
Molecular function (GO): ATP binding; protein binding; protein kinase activity
Source: RefSeq, a predicted model, not a curated record
UCAGUGAAAAAGAUCCAGGUAGUUAAGGGCCUUGAGGAUAUAACAGUGUCUGAGACAGAAUCCUGCUCAUUUGAGGUAGCCCUUAGCCAUGCAUAUGUGCAGGGCCUAUGGACCAAGGAUGGAGUCAGGUUCAAAUCAAAGCCUACCUGCCGUAUUGGUGCACAGGGAAAAAGGCACACUCUCACCCUGACACGGGUCACUCUGGCUGACAUGGGCUUGAUCUGCUUCCAGGCUGAUGGGAUUCAAACCUCUGCUACUCUCACUGUCAUAGCCAGAGACAUAAAGAUCUUGAAAGAACUGUCUCAUGUAUGUGUAACUGAAAAGGAGAGUGCAACAUUUGUGUGUGAGGUCAACUUUGAUGAUGUCGAUGGAAAAUGGUACAGGAACGAUAGCAGACUAAAAAAUGGGGACACUAUUAAAUUCAGAAAAGAGGGGAAAACUCAUUCGCUGACCUUCAAGGCUGUCAAACCUGAAGAUGCUGGUGAAAUCAGAUUCACAGCAGAGCGGGUUUCCUCAACAGCAAUGUUAAGAGUGGAAGAACUCCCAGUUCAGAUAGUGAAGCCCCUCAAGGUUAAGAUUGCCAUGUACAAACAUCGUGCCCUGCUGGAAUGCCAGGUCUCCCGUGCAAAUGCAGAAGUGACAUGGUACAAAAAUAGACGUGAAAUCAUGCCCAACAGGAAGUACCAAGUGCACAGUGAUGGAGUCUAUAGGCAGCUCACUAUUGAUGAUGUAGGCUCAUCUGAUGAGGACAUCUUCACCUGCGAUGCUGUUGAUGAUAAAACAUCCUGCCAACUACUGGUGGAGGAGCAGGCCAUCAGUAUUGUGCAUGGGUUGAAGUCAGUGGAGGUCAUGGAGCCUAGCCCGGCCCGUUUCCAGGUGCACACCAGCAUCAAGUGUGAGAGACCACCAAAGUGGACUCUGAAUGGGGAACUCCUGAUUCCCAGUCAGGAGGUCAGGAUUGAGAGGGAAGGAACUCUGCACCGACUCACCUUUACCAACACCAACAGUAACAUGUGUGGAACGGUGCAGUUCACUUCUGGCAAAAGUAAGUCAACUGCACAACUAACGGUUACAGAGCGUCCAUUGGUGGUUGUCCAGCCCAUUGUGGAUGUGGAGGCCAAAGAGAACAGCUCAGUUAUUCUGAGCUGUGGGUUUGCCCCCUCACCUAGAGUGGUACGUUGGUUCAAAGGUAGAACCCUCUUACAGAACUCGAGCAAGUACAUCAUGAAGCAGGAGAAGAACAGUGCUCAGAUGACCAUCCAGGGCCUAAAGGCAGCUGAUUCUGGAGAGUACAGCUGUGUAGCUGGGGGGUCAGAAAGCAAGGGCAGGGUCAGUGUGGAAGUAAAAAGACUGAAGAUAGUAAGGCACCUGGACCAUGUGGAAGUGGAAGAAGAUGGCACAGCAGUGUUUACAUGUGAACUGAACCAUGAGUCUCCCAGUGUUCAGUGGCUUCUCAAUGAUAAAGUGCUUCACACUAAUCACAUCAAUAAGAUCCAGAGCAAUGGAAAGGUGCAUAGCCUCAUCCUCAAACGCUUGCUCCCUCAGGAGAGCAGAAUUACCUUCAAAACCAUUGGGCUCAGUGAGUCCACUUUUCUUAGGGUCAAAGAAAGACCAGCUGUAUUCCUCCGGUCUUUGGAGGAUGUGGUGGGGGAAGAACGUGGUAAAGCCUGCUUACAAUGUGAAGUCUCUAAAUCCAAUGUAUCCCCCAUUUGGAGGAAAGAUGGUACAGUCCUGAAAGCCACUGACAAGCUUGAGCUUCUCCACAUGGGAAAGUCCCUGGCCCUGAUCAUUCAUAAACUUAGCAAAGAUGAUGCAGGAGAAUAUACCUGUGAUCUGGGAACCAGCCAGACUAAGGCCAAACUCACUGUUCGUGACCUGCAUAUCACUAUUACUAAGCGCCUGAGGACAACAACUGUCCUUGAGGGGGAGGACUGCACUUUUGAGUGUGUAGUGUCUCAUGAGCUCAUUGACGAGGCUUUAUGGACCUUGAACAAUCAACCUGUUAUCAGCAAUGGCCGGAUUUUUGUUGCCAGUAAGGGUCGUAGAUACAUAAUGAUCAUCCAAGAUGUGAUUGUGUCUGAUGCCGGGGAAGUUGUAUUCACCAUAAAAGAACUAAGCUGUAGGACCAUGCUAUUCGUCAAAGAAAAGCCUGUGAGGGUGUUCAGGGAUAUGCUAAAUGUUAAGGCAACUCCAGGAGAGGAUGCAGAGCUUAGCUGUGAGAUAACAAAGCCUGAGGCUACAGUAAAGUGGCUAAAAAAUGGACGCUUCAUAAGAGUGAGCCCAAAGUUUGAAAUCAGCCAAAAGAACCACCUGGUAAGACUGAUUGUCCACAAUGCAACAGUCAUGGACUCUGGAGAGUACUGCUGUGAGGCAGAUGGGAUUGCCACCAGAGCAAGGUUAGAAGUUAGAGAUCUACAGCACACAUUCGCCAAGGAGCUACGGGAUGUCUGUGCAGAGGAGAAGAGCAUGGUGAUUCUGGAGUGUGAGACUAGGCGGCCAGCCACAAAAGUGACCUGGCUGAAGGGUAUGGUGGUUCUCAGUGCUGGCAAGAAAUAUUUGAUGAAGCAGAAGGGAGUUGUUCUCUCGCUCACCAUCUUCAGUUUGGAACGGAACGACAGUGAUGUCUACACCUGUGAUGUGGGAACGAUGCAGAGCAGGGCCUUACUCACAGUACAUGGGCAGAAAGUAAUCAUUCUGGAUGAACUUGAGGACAUCGAGUGUUUAGAGAGGGACACAGCAAUCUUCAAGUGCAGAAUAUGUCCAAGUGACUACACUGAUGUUAAAUGGUAUCUUGAUGAGACCCAGCUCUACAUCAAUGACCUUAAUGAGAUCAAAAUGAUUCCAGGAGGAUACCAUACCCUUACCAUCAAACAUCUGGAACGCAAAGACACUGGCACCAUCACCUUUGAAGCUGGAGACAAGAGAUCUUAUGCCUCACUAUUAGUCAGAGAGAGACGCCCCACAAUUGUCAAAGCACUGGAGGACACAGAGGCAAUUGAAGGAGGCAGUUUAGUACUGACAUGCAAGACCUCCAAGCCAUGCCACAUCGUGUGGUAUAAAGAUGGGUGCUUAGUAUGGUGUUCCUCUAAGUUCUUUGCAAGUCGCUCAGGAAAUGAAGCAAAACUGACUAUCCAUGAUAUCAGAGAGUCUGAUGCAGGAGUAUAUGAGUGCGACGCAGGGUCAGUGAGUACCAAGGCUACUGUCACAGUUAAAGCUGUACCUGCUGAGUUUACUAGAAAGCUCCAGAAUCAGGAUGCAAAAGAGGAUGAGAGUGUGACAUUGGCUUGUGAAUUCUCCAUACCUGGAAUUCCAUUCAUAUGGAGAAGAGGAGCAGAAACACUGAGAUGUGGUGAGAAGUAUCAAAUGAAACAGAGGAAGUCUUACAUCUCUCUUACGAUCAACAAUUUGAAGCCGGAGGAUACGGGAAACUACACUUGCAUUUGCCGGGACCAAAGAACAAUGGGCACAGUCACAGUCCAUGCUUCACCUAUAACCUUCAUAAAAGAGCUGAAGAAUCAAGAGGCUGAGGAAGGGAAGAACGUGACACUACGUUGUGAGCUCUCCAAAGCUGGAGCUCCAGUGGAGUGGUGGAAAGGAGAGGAACUGCUGAAGUCUGGGGAAAAGUAUCAGAUGAGGCAAGUAGUAUCUAUAAUGGAGCUGAUUAUCAGGAAUGCACUGCCUGAGGACAGUGGCAUCUAUCGCUGUGUGUGCGGAGAACAGAGAACCUCAGCUACCAUCAAAGUGAAAGCUCAGCCCAUUACUUUCACACAAAAACUAAAAAACCAAGUUGGAGAAGAGGGUAAUAGUAUCACCCUCCGUUGUGAGCUUUCAAAAACUGGAGCUCCUGUGGAAUGGAGAAAAGGAGAGGAGGUGCUCAAAUCUGGAGAAAAGUAUCAGAUGAGACAAAGAGACUCUGUUUUGGAACUGAAGAUCUUCGACCUGAGACGUGAGGACAACGGGGUCUACAGCUGUUCAUGUGGCAGUCUUAAAACAGGAGCCAGUCUUACAGUUAUCAGUCAACCUGUGACAUUUAAGGAAAGGCUGAAGAACCAGGUGGUAGAAGAGGGUAAGACUGUGACCCUGUGCUGUGAACUCUCCAAAGCUGGUGUUCUUGUGGAGUGGUGGAAUGGAGAGGAGCAGUUACAGUCUGGAGAAAAAUAUCAGAUGAGGCAGAGGGGUUCGACAGUCGAGCUGAUUAUUAGUGAAGUAGUUCCAGAGGACAGUGGAAUAUACAGAUGUGUAUAUGGAGAUCAGAAGACCAAAGCCACCAUUAAAGUUGUUGGUGUGCCUGCCACGUUCAAACAAAAUUUGAAGAAUCAGGAAGCCUUAGAGGGAAAUAAUGUGAUCCUACGCUGUGAGCUCUCUAAAACUAGAGUUCCAGUGGAAUGGUGGAAGGGUGACGAGCAGCUCAUACCUGGAGGAAAGUACGAGAUGAGACAGAGUAGAACGAGUGCAGAGAUGGAAAUUAAGAAUGUUGUCCCAGAGGAUGGUGGAGUGUACAGCUGUGUCACAGGAAACCAAAGGACUACAGCUGAAAUUAAAGUUAAGGGUCUUCCAGUAACAUUCAAACAAGAACUCCAGGAUCAGAUAUCCAAAGAGGGGGGUAGUGCAGUGUUUAGCUGUGAGCUGUCCAAACCUGGGGCCCCUGUUGAAUGGAGGAAAGGAAGAGUAAUUCUGGGGUCUGGAGAAAAAUAUGAGAUGAGACAAGAUGGCAAGUUUACUAAACUUGUGAUACAUGACAUUGGAGAAGACGACUCUGGAAAAUAUUCAUGUAAAAGCAAGGAUGCACAGUCCACUGCUGAACUUACAGUAGAGGCACUCCCCGCCACUUUUAAACAAAUGCUGAACGGCCAGAAAACUGAGGAGGGUAACAGCAUAAAUUUACGCUGUGUGCUGUCGAAAGCUGGCGUUCGUGUAGAGUGGCGAAAAGGAGAGGAAAUACUAAGAUCUGGGGAAAAGUAUCAGCUGAGGCAGAAGGAUGCAUCUGCAGAGCUGUUCAUUAGAAAAGCAUUGCCUGAAGAUAGUGGAGUGUAUAGCUGUGUGUGUGGAGACCAGAAGACUGAAGCCACCGUAAAAGUCGAUGCUCUCCCUGUCACUUUCAAACAAGAACUGAAGAACCAAGAGGUUCAAGAGGGAAACAGUGUCACCUUACGCUGUGAGCUUUCAAAGGCAGGAGUAGCAGUUGACUGGUACAAGGGAGAGGAACUUCUCAACUCUGGAGAGAAGUAUCAGAUGAGACAAAUGGGAGCUAAGAUGGAACUGGUUAUUAGAAAGGCAACCCCUGAGGAUAGUGGAGCCUACAGUUGUGUGUUCACAGACCAGAAGACUGAAGCCACCAUCAAAAUCAAUGCUCUCCCUGUGACUUUCAAACAAAAUCUGAGGAGCCAAGAAGUUGUCGAAGGCAACUCUGUCACUUUGCGCUGUGAACUUUCCAAACCGGGAGCUGUAGUAAAGUGGUGGAAGGGCCAAGAGGCUCUGAGGCUUGAUGAAAAGUACCAGAUGAGAACUGAAGGAAGAACUGCUGAAAUGCUCAUUAAGUACUUGUCACUGGAGGACACUGGGAAGUACUGCUGUACCGUUGGAGACCAAAAGACAACUGCUGAAGUCAAAGUGAAAGCUCUUCCUGUCACAUUCAAACGAGAGCUCCAAAACCAGGUAUCCAAAGAGGGUAGCAGUGCAGAGUUUUGCUGCGAGCUCUCUAAACCUGGAGCUCCAGUUGAGUGGAGGAAAGGAAGAGUUGUUCUGAAGUCCGGGGACAAAUACGAAAUGAGGCAAGAGGGUAAAUUCACCAAACUUGUAAUACAGAACGUCGAAGAAAGUGACUCAGGAAAGUAUACCUGUAAAAGUAAGGAUUCUGAAUCCACUGCAGAUCUCACUGUCAAGGUUCCACCUAUCACCUUCAAAGUCAAGCUGAAGAACCAAGAGGUGGAAGAGGAGAACACUAUCAGCUUACUCUGUGAGCUCUCUAAGGCUGGAGUGCCAGUGGAAUGGAGAAAAGGUGAGGAGCUUCUCAAGCCUGGAGUGAAGUAUCAGAUGAAGCAAAGGGAUGCGACAAUGGAGCUGAUUAUUAAGAGAGCCAUGCCAGAGGACAGUGGGAUCUAUAGCUGUGUUUGUGGAGAUCAGAAGACUAAAGCCACCAUCAAAGUGACUGCUACACCAGUGACAUUCAAGCAAAAUCUGAAGAACCAAGAGGCACCUGAGGGCGGUGUUGUAGUCCUGCGCUGUGAGCUUUCUAAAGCUGGGGUUCCAGUGGACUGGUUGAAAGGUGAAGAAUCACUUGCCUCUGGUGGCAAAUACCUAAUAAAACAGGAGGGACAGAUUGCUGAGUUAAAAAUAAAGAAUGUUCUUCCUAAAGAUGUUGGGGAAUACAGCUGUGUAAUUGGAGAUCAAAAGACCACUGCUGAAGUGAAUGUACGAGCUGCUCCCUCUGUGUACUUUGAGAAGGAACUGGAAAAUCAGGAGAUGACUGAGGGCAACUCUGUCCUCUUCAGUUGCCUGCUCUCCAGCCCCAAUGUCCCAGUGACGUGGAGGAAAGACUCAAAUCUAAUCACACAGGGUGGACGAUUUACCUUGCAGCAGAAAGGCUCAACUCAGCAGCUAGAGAUCAGAAGUGUGACAGCAGAGGAUGCUGGUGUGUACACUUGCAGCACAAGGGGCAAGAAGACUUCGGCAACACUCAAAGUCAUAGAGCGAGUGAGGAUUGUGAGAGGACUAAGGGACAUCACAGUUACAGCAGGGGAGGAUGCCCACUUUGUAUGUGAACUAUCACAUGAGGAUAUCAAAGAUGGAGUGUGGUGGCUUGGCUCCAGCAUCCUGCAGAAGAAUGAGAUGAAUCAAAUGAGCUGUCGAGGAUGUGAACAUCACCUGAUCCUCACCAUGACCACUGCAGAAGAGUCAGGAGUGGUCACUUUCACAGUGGGUGAAGAAAAGACAUCUGCCCGUCUACGAGUCAUGAGCAAACCCAAAGUGUUGAUUGAGGAGAAAUUGAAGGACACUGUCAUUUAUGAAGGUGAGACAGCCACCUUGUGCUGCAUCACCUCUGAUGACCGAACCCCUGUUACUUGGAAAAGGAACAAUGUGACUCUCUUGGCUGGCGAGAAGUUUGAGCCACGUAAAGAGGGGAAGCGCAACCUUCUCCUGAUUCAUAGUGUAGGAAAAGAGGAUGCUGGGCUGUAUAUGUGUGAUACAGGAGAUAUGCAGUGUAGUGCUGCCCUUACUGUCAAAGAACAUCCUCCAUUCUUCUGUGAGGAGCUCCAAAGCCAGGACAGAGAAGAGGGUGAAUCUGCCUUCAUGAGAUGUGCGCUCUCGAAACCUCCCGUUCAAGUACAGUGGAAGAAAGGGAUGGUGUUUCUGAAACCUGGGAAAAAAUAUGAGAUGACACAGGAGGGUUGUGAACUUCAGCUUCAAAUUCAUGAUCUUAACAUUCAGGACACUGGUGUUUACAAAUGCUGUGCGGAUGGCCUGGAGACAGCAGCUUCUAUUGUCGUUAAGGGUAUGCAUGUCUUACUGCGCUCUAUCAUAUGGCUCUGUUUCGCAAUAAUGAUUCAAAAGCAUUAUGGGUGUUGUGAGAGCAAAAUAAUAUUUCCUACUUAAUAUUCAGAGAUCAUUCAUCCAGUUCUAGUAACAGAGUAAGACCUUAACAUAUUGUUUCAAUGUGUAGAUUUACUUUGUAUAUAUUUAAUUAGGAUUUGUUACUGGGCUCUAGAGAUUUUGCAUAGUUCACUUUUUUUUCCAGAGCAACCCUUGUUUUUCUGUGAGAAGCUCCAAAGCCAGGAGUUUGAAGAGGGUGAAAGUGCUUUUCUGUGUUGUGAGCUCUCAAAACCCGGAGUUGCAGUGCAGUGGAGGAAAGGAGCAGUACUGCUGAAACCUGGCGAGAAAUAUAAGAUGAAGCAGGAGGGUUGUGAAUUACAGCUUCAAAUCCACAAUCUGAGUUGUCAAGAUAGUGGUGUGUAUAAAUGCUGCGCGGGGGACCUGGAGACAACAGCGUCUAUUACAGUAAAAGAGCAACCUCUCUUCUUCCGAGAAGAGCUUCAGAGCCAACAGGUAGAGGAGGGCGGGGCUGCUUUCCUAUGCUGUGAGCUGUCGAAACCUGGAGUUGUGGUGCAAUGGAAGAAAGGAGCAUUGCUACUGAAGCCAGGGAAGAAGUAUGAGAUGAAACAGGAGGGCUGUGGACUUCAACUUCAAAUCCAUGAUCUUACCAGUCAGGAUAGUGGUGUUUACAAAUGCUGUGUUGGUAGGCUGGUCACUACAGCUUCAGUUAAAGUCAAAGAGCAACAACUUUUCUUCUGCAAAGAUCUCCAAAGCCAAGAGAUAGAGGAGGGUAAAACCGCCUCCCUGUGCUGUGCACUUUCUAAAGCUGGAGUUCCUGCCCAGUGGAAGAAAGGAACAUUGCUUCUAAAGCCUGGGAAGAAAUAUGAAAUGAAGCAGGACGGCUCUGAGCUUCAACUUCUGAUCCAUGAUCUGAGCAGUCAAGACAGUGGUGUCUAUAAAUGUUGUGCAAGUGGUCAGGUAUCCACAGCAUCUAUUGUAGUGAAAGAGAAACCUAUGUUCUUCCAGAGAGAGCUCCAGAGCCUGGAGCUUGACGAGGGUGAGAGUGCUCUCCUGUGCUGUGAGAUCUCAAAACCUGGAGCUGCAGUGCAGUGGAAGAAAGGAUCGGUGCUACUGAAGCCUGGCAAAAAGUAUGAGAUGAAGCAGGAGGGUUGUGAACUUCAGCUUCAAAUUUAUGAUCUGAAUAGUCAGGACAGUGGUGUUUAUAAAUGCUGUGCUGAGAGUCUGGAGACAACAGCUUCUAUUACUGUGAAAGAGCAACCCACAUUCUUCCGAAAGGAUCUCCAAAGCCAGGAAUUUAAUGAGGGCGAAAGUGCUUUCCUGCGCUGUGAGAUUUCAAAACCUGGAGGUGCAGUGCAGUGGAAGAAAGGAUCAGUGCCACUGAGGCCUGGCAAAAAGUAUGAGAUGAAGCAGGAGGGUUGUGAACUUCAGCUUCAAAUCCAUGAUCUGAAUAGUCAGGACAGUGGCGUUUAUAAAUGCUGUAUUGGUGGCCUAGAGACAACAGCUUCUAUUGCCAUUAAAGAGGAACCAUUGGUCUUCUCUAAGGAGCUUCAGCAUCAGGAGGUUGAGGAGGGUGAAAGUGCCUUACUUCACUGUGAGAUCUCAAAACCUGGAGUUGCAGUGCAGUGGAAGAAAGGUGCAGAACUGCUGAAGCCUGGCAAGAAGUAUGCAAUGAUGCAGGAUGGCUGUGAACUUCAUCUUCAAAUUUAUGACCUUAAUAUUCAGGACAGUGGUGUUUACAAAUGCUGUGCAGUUGGACAGGAAACGACAGCAUCGGUAGUAGUGCAAGCUCCACCAAGAAGCAAAAGUAUUCCCCUGGUACCACCCCGUUCCAAAGGAAAGAUUUCAAAGUCCAGGUCCAUUUCUGAUGAACAGGACAUUGAUUCUGAAUCAAGGAAACAGGCUCUGACCAUGGAACCAGCGGUGCAGACCAUGACAGAGGCUAAAGAGGGUAAAAAACUGCACCUUGAAGAGAAAAAAAUGAAUGAAAUUGAGAUCAGGAAGAAAACCAUAGUGAGACAAAAUGUGAGUGAUGAAACAGUCAAGGUGCCGAGUGAAUCUAGUCUGCUCCCAUCUCCUGCCCCAGAUCCAGGAGACCAAAAAAGCAUUAAGCCAGUUCCUCAAACAGUAACACAUAAAGAGGCACAUAAAAACCUUACCAUCCAGCCUGAGGGGGUGAUCACAGAGGAUAUUGACCAUAGUGCUCCAAAAAUGGAUGUAAACUACCAGAAAAGAAGGAUGUCAGUCACUCGAGAGGGAGAAAUACCAGAGUUGUCCACCGAGCACAGCAAACAAGCUAAAGAUCAAAUAAUAGCAGCUGAUGUUGAGCAGAAAGCUCCUUGCAUGGACACAAGUGCCCCUAAGGCUCCACCCCGCUCUAAAGGGAAGAUAUCACAGCCCAGUGCCCCUCAUGGAAAACAAACCCCUGUUUUUGAGUCAAAGAAGGAAUAUGUAAUCUGGGAACCAUCUGUUAACACCAUCUCAGAGGCAUUGGAGGUGGACAGUUUGGAACUCGCUGAGAAGAAAACUGAGGAAAUUGAGCACAAGAGAGCAUUAGAAGCGCAAACUGUGACAGGUUAUGACAAGCCAAAUAUGGCAAGUGACAGAAAUCAGAAAAGUAGAAAAGAGGAGGAAUUAUUUAGUGGGGUUCUUUCCCCUGAGAUCACGGUUUCAAGUGACUUGAAAAACAAGGAAAAGGCCGUCCAUGAAGGAGAAAUUGCCAAUAAAUUCGCUAACAUCACCAGCACAACCAAGGAUAAGAUGCCACAGUAUGCUGAGCAGAACAUUUCAAACAGGGAUGUAGAAGAUCAGGAAAACAGGAAGGAAGAGAUUCAUAAAGAUGAAGUUCCAGAAAUAGAAACCAACCUCACCAAUCAACAUAAAGACGAGAUGACAGAGGAUAUUGAGCAGAGAGUCACAGGUAUGGAUUUAAGUGUAAAGGAUGAGCCAGUUACACAAGGAGUAAAACAUGGGGAGACACAUAAAAUUGACACCAUUCAACCUGAGGGGGCAGUCACAGAGGAUAUUGAUCACAGUGCUCCAAAAAUGGAUGUUAACUACCAGAAAAGAAAAGCAUCCGUCCUUGAGGGAACAGUUCCAAAGUUGUCCACCAAGUACAGGACACAAGCUCAAGAGCAGAUACUAACAGGUGAUGAUGAGCAGGGAGCUGCAUGCAUGGACACAAGUGUCCCUAUAGAAGUGAUGCCUGAGGAUACUGAACAGAAAGUCACAGGUAUGGAUCUAAGUGUGCAGGAAGAGUCAGAAAUGCUUGAGGCAGCCAUCAAGAUCCAGGCUGCCUUCAAGGGUUACAAAACCCGCAAGGACAUGCGGCCCGUCUUUAAGCAGGUUUUCAAGAACCAGACGGUUGGGAUCAAUGGCACUAUUCGUCUUGAGUGCAUUGUGGGGGGUAAGGUCAGUUUGGUGUGCUGGCUGAAGGAUGGUGAAGAGAUAAAGCCUGGGAAACAAUAUCACUUCAGCUACAAUGAAGAUGGUAGGUGCAUACUUGUAAUCACCAAUGCUACUACCAAAGACACAGGGGUCUACACGUGUAAAGUGGACAACAAGUUUGGCACCAUUAGCUACAAUGGGAAUGUAACAGUCAAAUCUUCCCAGGAACCAUCAGUUCAGAGCUCACAGAAACUAACACCAGACUCUGUCUCUGAGAAUGAGACAGUUCUGAAAUCAGACCUUGAAGGAGAGGCUCUGCGGCUGGUCUACAAUCUACCUGUGGAUGACACUUAUAGCAUGAUCCAAGAGAAAAGGAAAAGUCUUAUUUCAGCAAGUUCAGUCUCUUGUCCCUCUGAUUAUGACACUGCUCCUGAUGUAGAACCAGGAUAUGUGUCUCGGGAGAAGGGAGUGGAAAAGACAAAAGCUAGCAGUCAUAUUUCAGAAGACCAAAGAAGUGUUGGCCCACUAACAGAAAAGACAGCUGCACAGUUGAAGGUCAAAGGUGUUGAAAUAAUGCCCAGAACGCCUUCUCCCAAACAUCCACACUCCCAUAAGCUAUCUGCCAAAAUAGAGUCCCUAUCUGAGUCAGAUGGUGAUGAGGAAAGAGGAGAGACGUUUGAUAUCUAUGUGACCAAGGCCGACUGCCACCCCACUGGAGCCAACAAAGAAACAUUUGUGCUGAAAGAGGGUCAGUAUGUGGAAGUCCUAGACUCAGCCCAUCCCGUGAGAUGGUUGAUCCGCACCAAACCAAGCAAAACCACCCCUUCCCGUCAAGGAUGGGUAUCUCCGGCUUACCUUGAGAAGAAAACGAAGGAGCUGUUUUCAUUGGCCCAAGAACAAGAGGGAAAAGACACUCCUGACAGAGGAAGGAAAAAGCCAACAAGGAAUGAGUUCUGGGAAAUUGUUAGCCAAUUGAUCAAUGGUCUUCUCGACGGAGAAAAAGAAUUUGUAGAGGAAAUUAGCUUCUUCGUGGGUCACCACCUACAAUACAUCGAGACAGGCUCUCAUGUUCCUCUCACUAUCCUCAGUCAAAAAGAGUACAUAUUCCGCAAUAUCAGAGACAUUGCCAACUUCCACAAAAGGCUUCUUCAACCCAAACUAAGGGAGUGCACCACAGAUGAUGAUGUGGCUAUGUGCUUUGUCAGCCAUGCCUCAGACUUUGAGAUGUAUCUUCAGUACAUGCUGAGUCAGUCACAAGCAGAAGCAUACAUCUCAGAUAAAAACACACAGCAUUUCUUCAAGCAAUAUGUAGACAUUGAACUGAGCCAUCUGAGAUACAGAGUCUGCAGUGUCAGCACCUAUUUACAGAGACCUUUGGAGAGAAUACAAACAUAUAAGACCCUGCUCAAGGAGCUGAUUAGAAACAAAGCUAAAAAUGGCCAGAGUUGUUGUCUGCUCGAAGAUGCCUUUUCAGUUGUGUCCAGCUUGCCCUGGCGUGCAGAUAACUUGCUGCACAUGUCCAUGAUAGAGAACUACCCUGCACCUCUACAAGCACUCGGAGAGCCAGUUCGUCAGGGCACUUUUACUGUUUGGGAAGAUUCUCCUGGAACCAAGUUAUCCCUCAGAGGGCAUCACCGCCAUGUCUUUUUAUUCAAAGACUGUGUCAUUUUCUGCAAAUUAAAGAGAGACCCGAGCACACAUACAGAGGCUUAUAUAUUCAAGACCAAAAUGAAGUUAAGCGAUGUUGAUGUGAAAGACACGGUGGAGGUGGAUGACAGAGCUUUAGGGCUGUGGCAUGAACAUCGGGGCACAGUGAGGAAGAUCACCUUGUUGGCUCGCUCCAUUCUCCUCAAACUGUCCUGGCUGAAAGACUUCAGAGAGAUACAGCAAAACAGCAAGCUCCCUGCCUGGAGCGCUCCAUGCUUUGAACUACCUCUUGCUGACUCUACAACGAAGCUUGGACAGACUGUGAAACUUGCCUGCAAAGUCACUGGAGCUCCAAAACCAGUUGUAAACUGGUACAAAGAUGGUUUUGCGGUGAAGGAUGAUGAACAUCAUAUAAUUUCUGAGGGGAACACUGGUGCCUGCUAUCUUGUCUUGACCAACAGCACCAUAGAAGACUCGGGCCAGUACAUGUGCUAUGCUUCCAACCCCAUGGGCAAUGCCAGCACACUCGCUAAGAUUGUGGUGAAUGUUCCUCCAAGCUUCACAUCUAAACUGCAGAACACCCAGCUGGUGAACGGCCAGGACAUGCAGUUUAGGUGCUCCACAGAAACGACUCCCUUCCCUAGAGUCAGAUGGUUUAAAAAUGGCAAGCAGCUUGAGGAUGGGAAGAAAUAUCAAAUUCAGGGCGAUGUAUUUACUGGAGUUCUUGUGCUCACCAUAAAGAAUUCUGGAGAGGCAGACCUGGGUCAAUAUGAAUGUGAGCUCUGGAAUGAGCAUGGCAGUGCCAAGUGUAAAGCUACGCUGUGCUCUGCAUCCACCACGGUGACGGACACAACCCUGGACCAAUCAGAGCCCACUGCUACCCCAGGUCCACCCUGUGUUCAUGUACCUACAGAGGACCUGUGUAUCAGGCCUGGCCAGCCCGCAACAUUUACUGCCAUCAUCACCGGUCAACCUACACCAGAGAUUCACUGGUAUAAGGAUGGGGUUGAAGUCUUAGCCAGUGAACAUACAGAGGUAGUCCAGAAAGGGGCCCGCUGCUCUCUUACUUUGCUGGGCACGGACUGUGAGGACUCUGGCACCUACACUUGUUCAGCCAAGAACAGCUUAGGACAAGCAUCCUGCCAUGCCCAGCUCACAGUAAACACAGCGAUUGAGUUUUCAUGAUUUUGUCCAGUUUCAGAGGAGCUUGAAGAGGAAAGACAGGUAGAGUUAGGAAAAAGGCGGAAGCUGCACUCUGUCUAUGAUGUCCUUGAGGAGAUCGGAAGAGGCACGUUUGGGUUGGUGAAGAGAGUCACCCAUAAGGCAACUGGAGAGGACUUUGCUGCUAAGUUUCUCCCCCUAAGGAGUAGCACCAGGACGAGGGCAUUCCAGGAGAGAGAUCUGCUGUCUCGCCUGGCCCAUCGCAGGAUCGCCUGUCUAUUAGACGUUUUCUGCACUCGCCGCACACUGGUCCUUGUCAUGGAAAUCUGCUCCAACCAAGGACUGCUUGAUCACUUGUUAUCAAAGGGGUCAGUCAAAGAGAGACAGAUCCAGCUGUAUAUUCAACAAAUACUGGAGGGGAUUGGUUACAUCCACAGCAUGAACAUUCUACACCUGGAUAUCAAGACAGACAACAUUCUCAUGGUAUCUGCUGAGAAAGAGGAGGUCAAAAUUUGUGACUUUGGAUUUUGCCAAGAGAUUGAUAUUUCCCGACACCAGUACAGCAAGUUUGGGACACCAGAAUUUGUGGCCCCUGAGAUUGUUCACCAGGAGCCUGUCACUGCAGCAACUGACAUCUGGUCUGUGGGUGUUGUGGCCUAUUUGUGCCUGACAUGCCAUUGUCCAUUCUUUGGCGAGAAUGACCGAGAGACACUCAGGAGAGUUGCAGAGGGAACACUGUACUGGGACAUCCCUGAGGUCACCAGCAGGAGUAGUGAGGCGCAAGACUUCCUACACAUAGUUUUGCAGCCAGACCCUGAGAUGCGCCCAUCAGCCUCUGAGUGUCUGAGCCACGAAUGGUUUCAGGAUCAGUAUAGAACUCAAGAACCAGAUGAUAUCAACACGAAAAAACUAAAAUCUUUUGUCUUGAGAAGAAAAUGGCAGCGCUCUCUGACCUGUCUGGGCUCUGUGCUGACUCUGAGGUCCAUCCCUGAGCUUCUGGAGGCUCCCUUGUGUGAGAUGUCUGUUACUGCACCAAGAGACACUCAGGAGCCCAGCAGCACCUCCCUCAGCAGUGGCUCCUCCUCAGAGUACGAUGAGGCCGAUGCUUGGGAGUUCUUCCAGCAGUGCAGUCAGGAGGAGGACGACGACUGGGAGGAAGAGGAGGAGGAAGAGGAAGAAGAAGAUGACCCUUAUUCACACAGGGCUCUGUCUCUGACACCUCUUGCAAACGUUAGCAGGGAUCAAGAGGACAUAGAUUUGGGCAGAGACCAAACUCGGAGAGGUGCAGUAAUGUUUCCUGCUGAAAGACAGUCAAGUGAGACGUCUACGCUCUCCCCAGAGCCAGUAACUAGGCAGCUGCAAGACAGCAGCCCAUCUCUGUACCUAUCUGAGGGGGAUGAGGGUUUGACCGGAGAGACCCGCAUCCCCAGAGGCAGCUUGAUUAAGAGUACAUUCUACAGCAGCUCUCAGCAGCUCUCUCCCAUGUCAGCCCGACACAUGAUGCUGCGGGACAAGCUCCAUACAAAGCGUCAGGAUAGGGGCCGCAAGCCCCUGAGAUCCAGCCUCUCAGGCCGUCUCAAUGAGCCCCUCAUAGAGUACGUGGAGGACUCAGCGGAGACGGACAGCAAUCGCAACCAGAGGAGGGGAUCUGUUCAUUCUUCGAUGCUGAAGUCAUGCUCGUUUGAUAGUGGGGUGAGUCUCACCCACUCCAAUAUAAAAACUCAGAGGAGGAGCAGGUCUUUGGAUGAGUACUCACGACGUUCUCCAGGCCAUACUGAGCGUAGAAAACUUGGGGAUGAUGAUCAGGACUUAAGUCAUAGAGAUGAUUUCACAGAUGAAGAGGAAGAGAAAACUCCAGAUAUCUCUUCACGUAAGAUGCCACAACCUAUGGCUGUCCCAGAAAGAACAAGCCCAGUUGUUAUGGCAAGAGUGAAGCCCAGGACUCAUAUGCAUGGUGAGAGAGGACAGCCAAUCGUCUCCAGGCAUCAGAUACAUGAGAGCCACUCACAUGUCAUGGAUGAGGAGGAAAACCCUCAGAUGGAAGAGAACCUGGAUGGCUCUCAGCUCUCUCUUGCAGAAUCUUACGUACUUGAGCAUGGUUCAGAAGCAUCGAGCAGAGCUGGGUCUUUUGAGGAGCUCUCAGGAGUCCUCUCCCACUUGCGGAGACACUGCGAGGAGCUGUAUGAUGACCAAGAGGAGCUGUUGGUUGAGCCAUCCUCUGGAAAGGCAUCACCAUACUCAUUCCUGCAGGGCUCUGAAGAUGAAGAAGAGGAGAGAAUCUUUCAACCCCAGACCGUGAAAGAAUCUCAGGCACCUUCAAGGCGCCAUGACCUCAAGUCGGGAAUAAGCAGUAUAUCCGUGGACAGGGUUGAGGUUCCUUUUAGACGAAGCUCCUCUGCAGUCCCAGAUAAACCUCAGAGACCUGGCUCAGAGGCCAAAGAGAUCCUGCAGCGGCAUGCCUCAGCCCCGGCCUUGCAAGCCAAACCCCCCACAGGGAAAUCUGCCAAAUCUGGACUGAUGAAAAUAUUCCGCAGGCAAUCUUGGACAGGUCAUUCGUACUCCCAACCAGAGAGCCCUGAGAAAAGGAAAACUGAGGGGACAUCUUCACAACCAAGAACUCCUCUCCUGAGCCUGAGGAAGAAGAUGAGAGCCUCAGCCUCCAGCCUCACUAAACUUUUUACCAGACAGUCCAGUAAAGAGGAGAAGAAAGGAGGUCCAAUAGUGAAGAGCACCUCUCCAAUUCCAACAGAGAAAAAAAGCCACACGGCUACCUCGACUUCAGGAACCACAGCUGGAAGCCCACAGAAGAAGACCAAAUUGUUUUCCCUUAAAGUGCCUAUCUUCAAAAAGACAAAAGAGUUGCCACCUCGACCCUCCAGACCAGAUGUCAUUCAGCUGGCAGAUGGUGGAGCUCUUUUGUUGUGGAAACCCAUACCGUCCAGUGACCUAGUGGCUUACUGCAUACAAUACAAUGUUAAUGGAGGGGAGUGGAAAUCACUGUCAGAGAACAUAACAGAUACCUGCUACACAGUCAGCCCCUUACCCAGAGGCCCAGGGUAUGUCUUCAGAGUAUCCUGCAUCACCAAAACAGGCCCUGAAGCUUUCAGUGACCCCUCACUGCCUGUCUUUAUGGGAACAUCUUACGAAGACUCCCACAUUCCUCUCAUUCAAAAGGAAUCGGUUGGGUCAAAGUUCACAGUGCUGAUCGGGCCAGGCCCUCGGAAAGCUUACACUUUCCUCUCCGAGAUCAACAGGGGUCGUUUCAGUGUGGUGAUGCAGUGUCAGGAAGGCAGGAACCAGCAACUGCUGGCUGCAAAGGUGACACCUUUCAAACCCGAGCAGAGGCAGUUGGUACUGAGGGAGUAUCAGCUAUUGCGGAGGCUGAACCACCCCCAUCUGGUGCGCCUCCAUACUGCUGUUCUCACCCCUGAGUGUCUGGUCCUGAUUGAGGAGCUGUGCUCUGGUCGAGAGCUUCUCUACAAUUUAGCGGAAAGGGAUCUGUAUGCUGAGAUGCAUGUGAGUGAGCUGCUGAAGCAGAUUCUGGGUGGAGUGGACUAUCUGCAUAGCCGUCGCAUAGUUCACCUGGACCUCAAAUCAGACAACAUGCUGGUGACUGAUCGUAACAUAGUGAAAAUUGUAGAUUUUGGUUCUGCUCAAACAUUUACCCCAGGACAGACACUGAACAUCGAACACAUCAAAGAACUAACCGAGAACAAAGUUUACAUUGUCCUUCCCAAAGCUCCUGAAAUCUUGGAAGGUCAAGGAGUUGGACCCGAAACAGAUAUCUGGGCUGUUGGUGUUUUAGCUUUUACUAUGCUGAGCGCAGAUAGUCCAUUUCAUGCAGACCUGAACUGGGAGAGGGAUCGCAACAUCAAGAAAGGCAAGAUCCAGUUUGGUCGAUGCUAUCCAGGACUGUCUGAGGGUGCCAUCAACUUUAUGAAAAAUGCCUUGAACUGCAAAGCCUGGGGAAGACCAUCUGCUGCAGAAUGCCUCCAGAAUGCUUGGAUCCAAGGGGAGCGUUCGCCGUCCAGUCACAGAGACUCUGUUGUCUGCUUCUCCACAGACAAGCUACAGGCAUAUCUUAGGGAGAGGGAAGUCAAGCGUAAUCACGUGCGCACCAAAAUAAAACUCCCUUUCUCCUAA